UUGAUUAAUGAUAAACGAGAGAAAACACCUCAGUAAAAAUUUUAGGAAAGCGGAACACAACGCUCUAAUCGAUCAUCAAACAAAGCUGUGACACUCACCUAUAUAUAAUGGAAUAGAUUUGAAAUAGAAACGAAACCAAAAGUGUCCAACGUGCUAAUUACUUACGCACACGGAACACAUAAUGUGUUUAAUUGAAGUAUAAAAAGAAAGGGCAAGUAUUUAAUAUUUUUAGUUUGCGUUUGUCUGUCGGUCACAAUGUACAAAUUAAUUUUGUUAAUUGCAAUCAUAUCGGCGUGCCGCUGUGAUGACACCAAUGUGGAUGCGUCUCGUGGUCACCACUACUACCAUCACCACCAUCAUGCUCUACUAUAUCAUGGGCUGCAGUUUCUUGUAUUUCUAACGAUAAAAUUUAAGCUGAUUUUCUUCUUUAGUGUUGUAUUUCUGAUAUUUUGUAUCGGUGGAAAAAUUAACGCACUGCUAAAGUAUAUUGCCAUCAAGGAAAAACAUACUACUGUGGUUGCUCAUAGCGACCAUCAUCCACAUGCUGUGUACAUCCAAGCCCCCAGUUAUGGGUACGGUUUCCAUGAUCGUAGAUACACCACCAUUAAAGGAAGAAGCCAAGACGAAAUUGGCUUUUACGAAAACUUCGACAUUUUCAGUCGAAUGAUCCGCCAAUUAAACAUAACCGAUUUAGCAUUUAAUUCUAUGAAUAUUACAACAACAGACUGCAAACGAAGAUUCGUCUGUGAGGCUGAAUACAAUGCGAAGCACACCGUUAUUCUUCAAGCUGGCUACGACUUGUUAAGUGACGAUAUCUAUAAAAAAUACAAACCCGAUAAGCCAGCUGAGACUUUGGAAGAAUGUUCCAAAUUGUUCCCAAACUGCGACGAUUAUGAGAAAAAGACUCAAUAAUAUUCUUCAAUUUAUCUAUGUAGUAAUUUAUCUAUGUAUUAACUUAUUUAUGUAUUUAUUUAUUUAUAUAUUUAUUCAAUAAAAAUUGAAAUCAAGUACGUUUGUGUUAUUCCAAAACAAUUAAAGAUUAAUGCACAACUUAGUUACAUCAAAUUUAUAAAAUUCAAUUUGACAUUACUGAGCAGUCACGUUCACUCUCUCCAUUUAUUUUUCUAUCCGAAAGAAAGUAUUGAAAGCAUGGCCAUCGACAAUAACGACUCAUAUCCGGCCCCUGAAAACACACCCCUUGGUCCCAUGAUCAGAUUCAUUGUAUUUUUAGCCGAUUUUGGCAUAUUCUACAUUACUCGUUUGAUUCGUGAAUGGCUUAGAAGGAGCAUUCAAUAGAAGAUUCAAUGCAGCAUCAGUAAUAUUGAAAAUGUUCAUAUAUUUUACAAGAUUUAAUAUUUCGGAUUUUACUUCUUAAAUUAUUGUUUGAAUAUACCAUUAUUUUUACAAUACAGAAUAUACAUGUAGUAUUUUAUAUAUAUCUAUACAAUAAUGUAAUUAUUACAUCUAGUAAUAAAAUGUUUUUAAUUUA
Aethina tumida (small hive beetle) is the source of this 1489-nucleotide messenger RNA. RefSeq lists its product as uncharacterized. The coding region runs from base 256 to 912 and encodes 218 amino acids. NCBI's taxonomy places the organism in Eukaryota, Metazoa, Arthropoda, Insecta, Coleoptera, Nitidulidae. The record is from RefSeq and is a predicted model, not a curated record. The transcript is spliced from 6 exons.